AUGGCGGCACCAGCAGCAAUCGGGGGCUCAUUGCCUGCGCGGGUAGCCAAAUCCAAGGCGCAAAAUCAAGAUGAUUCGAUCAUGGGGACAAACAACAGUAGUAUCGUCUCCAAAAGAAGCGUCGAGCGAAUAUACUACCCAAAUGAACCUCAAUUUUUCCGUCACUUCGUCAAGAAGCCUCAGAGGCGUUCUCCACUGAUCAAUCGUGGCUACUGGUUGCGAAUGAAAGCCAUCGACCAGGUCGUGCGCCAAUUCCUGGAGCAAGAGUCCGAGAAGCAAAAGGUAGUCAUCAAUCUGGGAUGCGGAUAUGAUCCUCUGCCAUGGCAAUGUUUUCAUCGCUGUCCGAAGGCAUGCGUAGGAGCAAAGUUUAUCGACAUUGACUACAAGGAUCUCAUUCUCAAGAAGCGAGCGGUUGUCCAAAGUACGUACGAGCUCAAUUCGAUGCUUGCGAAUGUUGAGCUAUCUGAGGGGGAUGUUUUAUUUCGAAGUGAUCAGUAUGUUCAGCUCGGCUGCGAUUUGAGAGAUCUCGUGGCUCUGAAGCGAGUAUUGACAGAUGUUGUCGACAUCAAUAAGUGCUUGAUUCUAUUCACCGCGGAGGUUUCGAUUACAUAUAUGAACGUGGAAGCAGCAGAUUGCUUAAUCGCAUGGGCUAGCAAUCUUCCCGAAGCUCGCUUCUGUCUAUUGGAGCAGCUCAUUCCAGAUGGAAACGAGCACCCGUUCUCCCAGACUAUGAUGGCACAUUUCGAUAAAUUACAGACACCUUUAGGGGCUGUCAAAAAAUACCCUACAGAAUAUGACCAACGAGGUCGCUUCCAUGGCCUGGGUUGGCCGAACGUGUCGAUUUGCAAUCUGUGGAAACUUUGGAGCUCGCCGAAGUUUAUUUCCUCCGAGGAACGAAGGUCUCUGGAUACAAUCGAACCUUUUGAUGAGUGGGAAGAAUUCGCCUUGUUUGGAAGCCAUUACUUUCUGCUCGUUGCAGACAAAUCCAAUAACGAUGCAUGCACAAUUUGGGCCGAGGUACAAGAAGAGCAAGAGGCGUUUCUGGCGCCGAUCAAUGGGGUAGGAUCCGGCAUCGAAGUAAAAUCAGUAUUCUCGAAGUACCCAAAGGCCCAUGGAUAUCGACGCUUCGCGGCAUCCAUGCCCCUCAAAGGGCAAGAUCGGUCCCACGAUAGAAUUGGGGUGUUUGGAGGCAUGGGUUUGACAACACGGACCGACUCAUACGAUGAGUACAGUACGGAAACCAUCGAGCCUCGCACCGUCAAUUCUCACGGGUCUGAUACGACUCCGUCUAGCAGAAUGUGUCACACCAUGACAGACCUGGGUGAUAUCUCACUACUAGUCGGCGGCAGAAACUCUCCAGACAACGCUUCGAAAGAGUGCUGGCUAUUUCACAAGUGGCUCAAUACAUGGGAACGCGUCGAGGAUCUUCCCUGGCCUUUGUAUCGCCAUCAAGCUACAUAUCUUGGCCAUGGAUUUGUACUUGUAUCACCUGGGAGGAUCGACUCUAGGACGAUCUCUGAAAGCUUUAUCAUUUGGCAUCGCCGGACAGGUUGGGUAGAAUGUGCAUACUCUGGAGAAUCGCGGCUGCCCCCUUCAUAUGGAGGUGUUUUCUUCUCAUCCAAGGCAGAAUCAUUAAGAGAUCUGAAAGACGACAGAUAUGGCUUCAUUGCUGGUGGGAUGUCUAUCGAUUCAUGUGUACUUGGCGAUGUUUGGAAAUGGUCUUUACAAGGCUUAUCUAGCAAGAAACCAACAAUAAGCUUUCGUCGUUUUGAAAACUUCAAGUCUAAUAAUCUGGUCGCUCGAUUCGGUGCGACUGCCGUCGAGUACCAAGGGAACACCUACAUCGUAGGUGGAAUCAUCCCGGAUGAGAUAUUGGGGUCAACGAAAGAGCUCUGUGUAUUCAGAAUGGAAGGAGAUACUGCUUCAGUGUCAGUCGUUGACCCCGGUCUCAAUCCUCGACCUCUUCUGAUAGGCUCGACCGUUGUUGCCUCCGGACAGUCUCUGGUCAUAACAGGAGGAUCAGCUGUUUGCUUCUCCUUCGGAACGUAUUGGAACAAAGGAUGCUAUACAUUGCAUACGGAACUCUCAGAAAGCUGUAUGUCGGGAGCCUCAGGCCUGGAUUCGAAGGCAGAAUCGACCGAGAUCUGGAAAUUAGCUCAGACCGUGGCUGCUCAGACCCCCCCCAAAAUUCCCGUAACACCUAACACUACGGAUCCAGUCACCAUGACGUCUAUCUCAAGAGUACAGCUCAGAUCAGCGACAGACUUCAGUCAGGCUCUCCAGACUUCGGCUCCUAUCAUCUUCGAAAAGGUUGAUCUUGGCCCCUGUGUUCAAAGUUGGACAAUGGGGUAUCUCAAGGAGAAGGUUGGUAUAGAUCGCGAGGUGAUCGUCCACGAAGCCAGCACAGAGCACAUGGACUUCAAGUCCAAGAACUUCAAAUAUACCCCUAAACGCUUUGGUGACUUCCUAGACCAGGUCGAGACUGGAGAGAAGCUCUACCUCCGUUCCCUAUCCUCUGACAAGCCUUCAGAGCAGCCGGCCGACAUUGCCAGAGAUUUCCCCUUCAUUUCUGCCGAUUUUCGACUACCUUCAGAGUUAUCCUUUGUCGCAGACAAUGCGCAUAGUUCUCCGCUCCGCAUAUCCGGCUCUGUAAACAUGUGGCUGCACUACGAUGUCAUGGCGAAUGUUUACUGCCAAGUCAGGGGCUCUAAGCGACUUCUCCUCUUCCCACCGUCGGACGUGACGCACCUCCAGUUCGAGCCCGGAUCCUCAAGCUCGCACAUCAACGUGUUCGAAGAAAUCGCCAACUCACGACUGGGAGGCACUCAUCCACACGAAGCUAUCCUCCAGCCCGGAGAUAUCCUCUUCCUACCACCGCUAUGGCUGCACACGGCGUCGGCCGCGUCGGGAGUCAGCAUUGCGGUGAACGUCUUCUUCCGCAACCUCUCGACCGGCUAUGCUGCCGGCAAGGACGUCUACGGAAAUCGAGACCUGCAAGCGUACGAGAAGGGGAGGCAGGAUAUCGCCAAGAUCGUCAAGUCCUUUGCCGGUCUGCCUCGGGACGUGACCGGGUUUUAUCUGCAGAGAUUGGCUGACGAGCUGGCGCAGAAGGUUUAG
Molecule: messenger RNA, 3117 nt
Organism: Drepanopeziza brunnea f. sp. 'multigermtubi' MB_m1
Lineage: Eukaryota; Fungi; Ascomycota; Leotiomycetes; Helotiales; Drepanopezizaceae
Biological process (GO): tRNA methylation; wybutosine biosynthetic process
Molecular function (GO): protein binding; tRNA methyltransferase activity
Source: RefSeq, a predicted model, not a curated record